Messenger RNA from Ceratotherium simum simum (southern white rhinoceros), 1546 nucleotides. RefSeq names its product metaxin 1 (gene MTX1). Lineage: Eukaryota; Metazoa; Chordata; Mammalia; Perissodactyla; Rhinocerotidae. The record is from RefSeq and is a predicted model, not a curated record. Gene Ontology annotation, cellular component: cytoplasm; SAM complex. Gene Ontology annotation, biological process: mitochondrion organization.
CGCGCUGUGGAAAACAUGCGGCUCGGGGAACCCCCCCCCCCCUUCCGCAGCCCCGGCUCGGGGCUGAGCCCUAAGGGGCGCUGGAGCACAGGCCACGUGCACAUUUGCGAGAGCCCGCCUAGGCGCACAAGACCCCCUUCCCCUGGCCCUGCUUUGCUCGGGGUUCGGCGCUCCCCUCGGCCGAGGCGCCCAGACUUUCCCAGGCGCGCCUGGCCGAGAGCCCUCCCCCACUUCGGGACGCUCUGAAUCAGGCGGCGGCCGCCCUUCCCCGAAGCCCGCGGCUCCGCCCCGCGCCGUCCGGCCGCCUCUCCGGCGCGGCAAAGCCGCGCCCCCCCGAGGUCCGCCCCCCGGCCCCCGGCCCCCGGCCCGGCCCAGAGCGCCAAAGGGGCGGCGGCGGGAGGCGGGUCCACGCGGGGGAGGGCAGAAGUGCGGAGGGUGGUGCUUCCGGGACAAAGGGCGGGCAAGAUGGCGGCGCCCAUGGAGCUGUUCUGCUGGUUGGGGGGCUGGGGGCUGCCGUCAGUGGACCUGGACUGCCUGGCCGUGCUGACCUAUGCCAGAUUUACUGGUGCCCCACUCAAGGUGCACAAGAUCACCAACCCCUGGCGGAGCCCUUCAGGAACUCUGCCUGCCCUUCGGACCAGUCAUGGAGAGGUCAUCUCGGUACCACACAAGAUCAUCACCCACCUUCGAAAAGAGAAGUAUAAUGCCGAUUAUGACCUGUCCGCCCGGCAAGGGGCAGACACCUUGGCCUUCAUGUCUCUGCUGGAGGAGAAGCUGCUCCCCGUCCUGAUACAUACUUUUUGGGUAGACACCAAGAACUAUGUGGAAGUGACCCGGAAGUGGUAUGCAGAGGCUAUGCCCUUUCCCCUCAACUUCUUCCUGCCUGGUCGCAUGCAGCGGCAGUACAUGGAGCGGCUGCAGCUGCUGUGUGGGGAGCACAGGCCUGAGAAUGAGGAAGAGCUGGAGAAGGAGCUGUACCAAGAGGCUCGGGAAUGCCUGACCCUUCUCUCUCAGCGCCUAGGCUCUCAGAAAUUCUUCUUUGGAGAUGCCCCCGCCUCCCUAGAUGCCUUUGUCUUUAGCUACUUGGCCCUGCUGCUGCAGGCAAAGCUGCCCAGUGGGAAGCUGCAGGCCCACCUGAGGGGGCUGCACAACCUCUGUGCCUACUGCACCCAUAUCCUCAGCCUCUACUUCCCCUGGGAUGGAGCUGAGGUGCCACCACCACGCCAGACACCAGCGGGCCCAGAGACUGAGGAGGAGCCAUACCGGCGCCGGAACCAGAUCCUAUCUGUGCUGGCGGGGCUGGCAGCCAUGGUGGGCUAUGCCUUGCUCAGUGGCAUUGUCUCUAUCCAGCGGGCAACGCCUGCUCGGGCCCCAGGCACACGGGCCCUGGGCAUGGCUGAGGAGGAUGAAGAGGAAUGAUUUGUCCUCAUGCUCCCAGGACUGAUUUUUCUACUGUUAUGCAUUCCAGAGACCCCUGUGUCUCCCCAUUAUUGGUACGGCUGGAAAUGGGGUGCUACCCCCAGAAUAAACCUGCUCACACUGACUA